This is a messenger RNA of Zymoseptoria tritici IPO323, 1641 nucleotides long. RefSeq lists its product as uncharacterized. Gene Ontology annotation, cellular component: cytosol. The transcript is spliced from 2 exons. The record is from RefSeq and is a predicted model, not a curated record. Lineage: Eukaryota; Fungi; Ascomycota; Dothideomycetes; Mycosphaerellales; Mycosphaerellaceae. Bases 181 to 1641 code for a protein of 486 amino acids. Gene Ontology annotation, molecular function: transaminase activity; pyridoxal phosphate binding.
CAAAAGAGUACUCAUAUCAAAGCUUCGAGACUACGGAUACCGCUGGAAGAAUACCAGAGCUCUCUGACGAGGAUAUCGCAUCGACUUGUAGACUCAAAAACUCCCGGCAAGGCCCCAGAAUCGCUCACAACAGAGCGACAAAUCGAUCUAGCAGCGCAUCCACCCAGCAAACAAGCCAACAUGUCAACCACCACAACUACCACGGCCAUGACAGCCGAUCAACUCCCUACACAAACCGGCACAACAGCCCAAGCCAUCGCCUCACUCCCACAUCCCACCUCCAAGCCCUACUCAUCCUCAAUCCUCCACGCCUCUCUGAAAUCCAACCCCUCGCAAAUUACCUCUGCCAAAGGCAACUACAUCACAACCACCACCGGCCAGAGAAUCUUCGACGCAACCGGCGGCGCGGCGGUCGCUUGUCUCGGCCACUCCCACCCUCGCGUCCGCGAAGCGAUCUUGAAGCAACUGGAUAGCGUGGCAUACGUCUAUUCGCCGUUCUUCUCCACCCCCUCAUCGGAAGCUCUGGCGAAGAAAUUGGUCGCUUCCACAGGUGGUGAGAUGACGAAGGCAUUCAUCGUCUCCUCGGGCACGGAGGCGGUUGAAGCGGCGUUGAAAUUGGCGAGGCAGUAUUUUCUUGAACUUCCCACUCCUCGGCCUGAGCGAACUAAUUUCAUCGCGAGGAAGCAGUCGUAUCAUGGGAAUACGCUUGGUGCGCUUGGAGUUGGGUCGCAUGUUGCGAGGAGGAAGAUGUAUGCUCCGUUGCUGAGCGGGAAUACUACGCAUGUUUCGCCGGCGCAUGUGUAUCGUGGUAUGCGGGAUGGAGAGGACGAGUCCGACUACGUCGCCCGCUUGUUGGAGGAAGUCGAAGACGAGUUCCAACGUCUUGGACCAGAUACGGUGUGUGGUGUGGUAGUCGAAACGAUGGCGGGCCUUACCCUUGGCGCCGUUCCUCCACCUCGGGGAUACAUCUCUGGCCUCAAGUCGCUUUGUGUCAAGUAUGGCGCUCUCCUCAUUCUCGAUGAGGUGAUGUGCGGUAUGGGACGUACAGGCUCUCUUCACGCCUGGCAACAGGAAGAGGGCGAUGCCGUUCCGCAUUUACAGACUGUCGCUAAAGGACUGGGAGCUGGAUAUCAACCUAUUGGAGCGUUGCUUGUGAAUAGGAGCGUUGUUGAGGUGCUUGAAAAGGGCACGGGAAGUUUUGUGCACAGCCAGACGUAUCAGGGACAUCCGGUAGCCUGCGCAGCGGCGUUGGAAGUGCAGAGCGUCAUCGAAGAAGAAGAACUAGUCGAGAACGUCAAAAAUCUGGGAGCGUACUUGGGCAGCGAACUCAAGCGGCGUCUCGAAGCCCACCCUAAUGUCGGCGAUGUUAGAGGCAGAGGGUUUCUGUGGGGCAUCGAAUUCGUACAAAACAAACAGACGAAACAACCCUUCCCCGCCUCUCGAAAGUUGGCCGCACAACUCCACGCGGUCGGCAUGAGUCCAGGCUUCGACAUCUCCCUGCUACCCGGCGGAGGCGUGGCGGAUGGAACAGAUGGCGAUGUGAUCGUUGUGGCGCCGGCGUACAAUUGUUCGAGGGAGGAUGUGGACUUCAUUGUGGAGAAGAUGGUCAAGGUUGUUGAGGAGGUUUUGGGACCAGUUUGA